Messenger RNA from Sclerotinia trifoliorum, 1253 nucleotides. The record is from the annotation of a GenBank genome assembly. NCBI's taxonomy places the organism in Eukaryota, Fungi, Ascomycota, Leotiomycetes, Helotiales, Sclerotiniaceae.
CCACAAAUUGGAGGCUUACAGUACUACAGAUAUAUAUAUGCAGGGUCCCGGAAGGAAACUCAGCCUUACACUUUGUGUCAAUGAGGCGUUCCGCGCUAAUCUUUUCCUAGUGCAAGGCUACCCCGCAAAAUUAGCUACAGCCUUCUUCCUCCUUCUCCAGAGAUAAUCCAUGUUGCAUUUCACCCCAUGAAUCAUCUUCGCCCACUGUACCGGUUCACGAGCUCUUUUUCAAGAUCAAGAUUAAAGUCUGCAAUAUUGUUAAACAACAGCCAUCGCAGAUUUAUCAUGUCUAUCUCCACUAAUGGUGUCGAAGUUGGGCAAGCCGACAAACCCCGCUAUGUAGAUGUAAGACUUGAAUUCACUUGCCCAUACCAAGAGCAUGUAUUCGGCCCAGGAUGCAAAAUAGCUGAUCAAUACAUGCACAGUAGAUAGGUAUAAAUCUCACCGAUCCCGUCUACUCUGGCAUCUACUACGGUACACAACGUCAUCCAGCCGACCUUUCCUCUGUUAUAUCGCGAGCUCUUACCGCGGGAUGUCAGAAAUUUAUUGUUACCGGAUCCGAUUUGGCGGAGUCACGAAAAGCUGUUCAGUUAUCCAAAGAACAUUGUUAGUAUACCGAUUUAGAAAUGUGAGAGUGAUAAACGAGAAACUGGAAAAAGCUGACCGCCAACCCUUACAGCAGGAAUACUCUUCGCAACAGUCGGAGUCCACCCGUGUUCUUGUCUCCAGUUCACCAAGGCGCCAAAUAAUCCGGAGACAUAUCUUCGAGAACUCGAAGAACUAGCAUUGAAAGCAAAGGAUACAAACCACUGCGUAGCAUUUGGGGAAAUUGGUCUCGACUAUGAUCGUCUUACACUUUGUCCAAAGGAUGCCCAGCUGGAAUACUUUGAAAAACAGCUCGACAUAGCGACCCGAUUACACCUUCCGCUCUUUCUGCAUUCACGUGCUGCUCAUGAAGACUUUGUGCGGAUUCUGAAGGCAAGAUUGGAGGAGCUGCCCAACAGAGGGGUGGUCCAUAGUUUCACGGGAACGAAAGAGGAAAUGGAAGAAUUGGUUAGUUUAGGAUUCGAUAUUGGAUUAAACGGAUGUUCAUUAAAAACGGAAGAGAACUUGGAGGUAGUAAAGGCGAUACCUAUGGAGAGACUUCAGAUUGAGACUGAUGGCCCUUGGUGUGAGAUAAGACCAAGUCAUGGUUGGGGUUGAAGGGUUGAAGGAGAAGGAUGAGCGAGGGGAAAGUUUAUCGAGGGCGGAAA